AUCACUGGCACAGAUAGGUCAGUGCAGUGUAACUAGAGACAAAAGAGCAGGAUUAAGCCUACUUAAUUUCAAGAGCUUGUACAGACCCUGGACACAACAUUCUGUGAUGAUGAAUCAGUGGAUCAUUUGUCUUAUACUGCAGCUCCUUUUCAAGUUGUGUAUAGGCACACAUGUCGAAGUAGUGACUGGAUCUACACUGAACCUGCCAUGUUUUCCAUUCCUAACAGAACUCUCAGGAGCGCCCAUCUCCUGGAAAUUCAAUGGUGUUGACAUAAUUUCCUCGGAUUCUGUGACAACAAAUGCCACACAUCUGUCCAUAUCUCCAGUAAAAACUGAAAAUCAGGGCGAGUAUGUGUGUUCUGCGAUGGACCCAGACCAAAAUUUUGAGAUGAGAAGAACUUACUCUGUGAUCGUUAAAGGAUUCAUAAGCUAUAUCAUGCUGGUCGCAGAAGGAACCAAUGCCCGUCUUCCUUGCAAUUAUGGAUCUGAUCAUCAAGUCAAAGGCAACGCACUGUGGUUCAAAGAAAUGGCAAACAAUAAAAUAAAAAUGUUGACCCACGCUGAUCAUACAAUGAGUGAAGAUGGAAAAGCGGGACUGCUCUACCCCAUGGACCAUGACCAAACCAUGAGCUUAAGAGAUGUGACCAUGGAGGACCAGGGGCUGUACCACUGUGAUUCUCCCGAUGGAGCCAGACUCAGCACGGUUGAACUUAUUGUGAAAUCUGCUCCAACCCUUCCACCUCACUCCUGUGAAGGCUUUACCACCCCCUGGGAAGAAUGUGAGGGCGACCACGAAAACACCCGCGUCACUGGCUCUGUUCUGAAGGAAUCAUUGACUGAGUUUGCAUUUAAACUAUACUCGGCCUUCAAAGAAUCCAAGCCACUGAACAACUUUCUCUACUCACCAAUAAGCAUCAGUGGAGCUUUGGCACAUUUGUUGUUAGGAUCAAGAAAUAAAACCCGUGCAGCCCUCGAGGGGGCUCUCUCACUCCCUCCCAUGUUCCACUGUGUUCACUCCGAGAUGAAAAGACUCAGAGAGAAGCUAUCUGGAUCUUUGCAAAUGGCCUCCCAGAUCUACUACAACAGAGAACUCAAUCUCAGCAGAUCUUUUCUAAAGCAGUCAGAUGAAUUUUAUGACUCAGAGCCUGUCAAGCUGAAAGAAGACAGUGAGGAGAAUGUUCAGAUGAUCAACAGCUGGGUGGCGGACAAAACCAAAGAUAAAAUCAGAGAACUGGUGAAGGAUGUUCCACAGAGCACUCAGCUGAUGCUUCUCAAUGCAGUGUCCUUUAGUGGGAUGUGGACCAUAAGGUUUGAUGAAAAGACCUCAAAAGGAUACUUUACAAAACUGGAUGGUGACAUGGUAAAAGUGCCUGUUUUAAGAAAUGACGAUUUUCAAGGAUCUAUGGCGUUUGUCCCACAGCUGAAAACACAGGUGAUGAGGUUUGAGCUGACGGGAAACAACAGUCUGUAUAUCCUGCUGCCUCAGACACAUAAAGCCAGUGACCUGCAGCAGGUGGAGUCCAGGCUGACAGAUGCAGCUGUGCGUCAGAUGAUAGAUCAAGUGCAAGGAGAAGUUCCACAGAGUAUCCAGGUCAUCCUGCCCCAAAUUAAGCUCAAAAGUGAACAAGACAUGAAUGUCAUAAUGAAGAAAUUAGGGCUGUUUUCACUCUUUGAAGGUGGGAACCUCUGUGGCCUGUAUGCUGAGCAACCCCUGGUCUUGGAUGAAGCCAAGCAUAAAGCCUUUCUGGCACUGACAGAGGAGGGAGUGGAGGCAGCUGCUGCCACUGUUAUGGGAUUCUCCCGAUCUCAUCCGUCCUUCUCUGCCCUGCGCCCCUUCAUCCUCUUACUGUGGAGCGACACAGCUCAAGUGCCUCUGUUUAUCGGCAGAGUGACUGAGCCAUGAGGGUCCUGAUGUUUAAGAAAAUAUACACCAAUAGGAAUGUGUAUCUGUCUGCGAAGUAAUCGCCCUAAUAUCGUACAUCAUGAGAUUAUAAUUAAAACACUUAAAACAA
Periophthalmus magnuspinnatus is the source of this 2012-nucleotide messenger RNA. RefSeq names its product serpin peptidase inhibitor, clade G (C1 inhibitor), member 1 (gene serping1). NCBI's taxonomy places the organism in Eukaryota, Metazoa, Chordata, Actinopteri, Gobiiformes, Gobiidae. Gene Ontology annotation, biological process: negative regulation of endopeptidase activity. The record is from RefSeq and is a predicted model, not a curated record. The coding region runs from base 107 to 1903 and encodes 598 amino acids. Gene Ontology annotation, molecular function: serine-type endopeptidase inhibitor activity. The transcript is spliced from 11 exons.